CUCCUAUUUAACUGACAUUGUGUGGUGGGCCGGCACAAUUGCAAUGGCUGUUGGCCAGAUCGGAAACUUCCUGGCAUACACGGCUGUCCCUACGGUCCUGGUGACGCCCCUGGGUGCCCUUGGAGUGCCAUUUGGGUCCAUCUUGGCUUCUUAUCUUCUGAAGGAAAAGCUCAACAUCUUGGGCAAGUUGGGAUGUCUGCUGAGCUGUGCAGGCUCUGUCGUGCUGAUCAUCCACUCCCCAAAGUCUGAGAGUGUGACGACGCAGGCUGAGCUAGAGGAGAAGCUGACCAACCCAGUGUUUGUGGGCUACCUGUGCAUCGUGCUGCUCAUGCUGCUGCUGCUGAUCUUCUGGAUCGCACCGGCUCACGGGCCCACCAACAUUAUGGUCUACAUCAGCAUCUGCUCCUUGCUGGGCAGUUUCACCGUGCCUUCCACCAAGGGCAUCGGGCUGGCGGCCCAGGACAUCUUGCACAACAACCCAUCCAGCCAGAGAGCCCUCUGCCUGUGCCUGGUGCUCCUGGCUGUGCUGGGCUGCAGCAUCAUCGUCCAGUUCAGGUACAUCAACAAGGCGCUGGAAUGCUUCGACUCCUCAGUGUUCGGGGCCAUCUACUAUGUCGUGUUCACCACACUGGUCCUGCUGGCUUCAGCCAUCCUCUUCCGGGAGUGGAGCAACGUGGGCCUGGUGGACUUCUUAGGGAUGGCCUGUGGAUUCACAACUGUCUCCGUUGGGAUUGUCCUUAUACAGGUGUUCAAAGAGUUCAAUUUCAACCUUGGGGAGAUGAACAAGUCUAAUAUGAAAACAGACUAGGAUGCGACACGGGUUGGCUGGCCUAAGGAACAGGCAUUGGAGGUGGUUUCCGACCCUGACUGGAUGUGAAGUGGAAGAGACCCUUCCUCUGGUGUUAGAGGUGCCUGUGUCCUGACGGAUGGUCUUCUGGACUGUGGGGAGCAAGGCCUAGCUCUAGAGUGGAGGCUAGCCUUCUGCAGCCCAGAGUUGCCCAACAGUUGCCUGGGCACCAUCUCUCUCUGAUGAGGUGAAUCUCAUUCUUAUUUCCAUUAACCUGGAAGCUUUCAUAAGUACUCUUUUCUUUUAAAACAUUUUAACAUUUUUCAAACAGAAAAAGACGGGGUUCUUAGAUUGGCUUGGAAAUGAGAGAAACUGUCUUGAAGUCAGCUCUGUACAGUGAAUAGGUUAGUUUCAUUAAGCAUGUGUAACAUUCAAGUUUGUCAUCUAAGUAAGAGGCAUAUAUACUGAAUUGUUCUUAAUCCUCUAACAAGUUGACUCUCCCCAUUCACCCACCCAUCCCAAGACAUAGUAAUAGUAAAUAGAGAAGAGUUCAGGACAUGACAGAAUGUUUCAUUGGAGGGUGACUUUUCAACAGCUCAAUUUCAGUGCCUUUUUAUCACUUGAAUUAUUAACUUAUUUUGAUUAUUACUGUGUGUAUGUUCUCUUAGAUUAGAAUAAUGCAACUUCCUUGAUUAUGCUUUAACAUUUCAAUAUUCAAGUUACAAAUGUGUAAAGCAGUUAGAAAUAAUAUAGUCAUGCAUCACUUAAUGCAGGGAUACAUUCUGAGAAAUGUAUUGUUGAUUUCAUUGUGCAGACAUCAGAGUGCACUUACACAAACCUGGAUGGUAUAGCCUAUUACACACCUAGACUAUAUGGUAUAGCCUGUUGAUCCUAGGAUACAAACUUUUGCAGCAUGUGACUGUACUGAAUACUGUAGGCAACUGUAACACAGUGGUAUUUGUGUAUCUAAACACAUUUAAACAUAGAAAAGGUACAGUAAAAAGAUAUGUGGUCUUCCUUGACAGAAAUUUUGUUAUGCAGCGCAUGACUGUAUGUUCAUUGGAAGACAGUCCAGACUAAAGACACAUAGUGCAAAUGACUGGUUUAGCAUGUAGGUAUUGUCCAAUUAAAGAUAACUGAUUUAAGAUA
Molecule: messenger RNA, 1936 nt
Organism: Carlito syrichta (Philippine tarsier)
Lineage: Eukaryota; Metazoa; Chordata; Mammalia; Primates; Tarsiidae
Gene: NIPA1
Product: non imprinted in Prader-Willi/Angelman syndrome 1
Exons: 4
Coding region: 44-808 (254 amino acids)
Biological process (GO): magnesium ion transport
Cellular component (GO): membrane
Molecular function (GO): magnesium ion transmembrane transporter activity
Source: RefSeq, a predicted model, not a curated record